Messenger RNA from Paramecium sonneborni, 384 nucleotides. The record is from the annotation of a GenBank genome assembly. NCBI's taxonomy places the organism in Eukaryota, Ciliophora, Oligohymenophorea, Peniculida, Parameciidae.
AAUUUAGCAAAUAGUAGAAUUUUAAAGUGUAUUUUUGGAGCAUCCUUAAGCACAAUUAUCAGGACAUUUAAGACAAGAUCCAUCUGAUUAUAUUAAAUAAUUAUUGAUGCAACUACUACAGUAUCCAUUAGAGCAAGCUGUACAUUAAUUAGAAUAACCAAUACAUUUUAUACAAGUAUUAUUUUAUACUAUAUAAGUAGGAGCACAAGAUGUACAUGUAUUGGCUUGAGUACAAUUAAGACAGUUUUUAUCAGUACAUGUGCUACAUUAAGAACCAUUAAGAUAACUUCCAGGAUUACAUGAAAUACAAAUUGUAUUACUUUUGCAAGCAUUACAAGAAGUGAGACUAAUUGGACAAUUGGUACAACUAUUUCCAUCUAGAUA